This is a messenger RNA of Aspergillus chevalieri, 1401 nucleotides long. RefSeq names its product bifunctional ornithine acetyltransferase/N-acetylglutamate synthase. The coding region runs from base 1 to 1401 and encodes 466 amino acids. The transcript has 2 exons. NCBI's taxonomy places the organism in Eukaryota, Fungi, Ascomycota, Eurotiomycetes, Eurotiales, Aspergillaceae. Gene Ontology annotation, biological process: L-arginine biosynthetic process; L-ornithine biosynthetic process. Gene Ontology annotation, cellular component: mitochondrial matrix. Gene Ontology annotation, molecular function: L-glutamate N-acetyltransferase activity, acting on acetyl-L-ornithine as donor; L-glutamate N-acetyltransferase activity, acting on acetyl-CoA as donor. The record is from RefSeq and is a predicted model, not a curated record.
AUGGCCUCACAACCUGCAGCCACAAUGGCUGCCUCAACCUUUGCGCGGAUGGCCAAAGGCCAAGUCCGCCACUAUUCUGCACCACUGGAAAUGUCCAUCCCGCAAUCCAAAAAAAAAUACAUCCCUGCCUCCGGCACCUACCCCAAGGGCUUCAACGUCUCCGGCACGCAUGUCGGCGUGAAAGCCUCCAACACCAAGUUCCCGGACCUCGCGCUCAUUUCGUCCGAGACGCCGUGCUCGGCUGCCGCGGUGUUUACGACGAAUAAGUUCCAGGCCGCGCCGGUGCAGGUCAGUCGGGAGACGCUGCAGAGUCGGCGGGGAAGUGGGAUUCGGUCUGUGGUUAUUAACUCGGGGUGUGCGAAUGCUGUUACGGGUAAGGGAGGCGUCGAGGAUGCAAUUGGCAUGGGGGGUAAGGUUGAUGAGUGCAAUGGGGUUGCUGAGCCGAGUACCAUUGUCAUGAGUACCGGCGUUAUUGGACAGCGCCUGCCGAUUUCCAAAAUCCUCUCCAAAAUCCCGGCCGCCCACGCCAACCUCUCCCCAACCCACGACUCCUGGCUCACAGCCGCCCGCGCAAUCUGCACAACAGAUACCUUCCCCAAACUCCUCUCCCAAACCUUCACCCUCCCCUCUUCCCCCGGCCGCACCUACUCCCUCGCUGGUAUGACCAAAGGCGCGGGCAUGAUCCACCCCAACAUGGCCACCCUCCUCGGCGUCCUCUGCACAGACGCCCCCAUUGAGCCGCCCGCCCUUCAGUCCCUGCUCAAGCACGCCGUCGACCGCUCGUUCAACUCGAUCUCCGUGGACGGAGACACAAGUACCAACGAUACCAUUGCUAUUCUCGCGAACGGAGCUGGCGGCGGGGCGCCGGUUAACUCAUCCUCGUCGAAUGAUUAUACGGCUAUGCGUGAUGUUCUGACUACCUUUGCGCAAUCGCUCUCGCAGCUGGUUGUUCGUGAUGGCGAGGGAGCUACGAAGUUCGUCACUGUGCGCGUGCAGAACUCGCCGUCCUACGACUCUGGUAAACUCAUCGCUUCGACUAUUGCUCGCUCCCCGCUUGUCAAGACGGCUUUGUACGGCCGCGACGCGAACUGGGGACGUAUUCUCUGUGCCAUUGGAUACACGCAGGGCGUUGAGGCUGGCACUGUGGUGCCAGAGCGGACGAGCGUGAGCUUUAAGCCUGUUGAUGGUAGCCCUGUGUUGAAGCUCUUGGUGAACGGUGAGCCGGAGCAGGUUGAUGAGGAGCGGGCGAGUGCCAUUCUGCAGCAUGAGGAUUUGGAGAUUCUGGUUGAUCUGGGUGGUGGUGAACAGGGUGAGAAUGGUCUUGGUGGUGAGGAGGCUACGUACUGGUUCUGUGACUUCAGUCAUGAGUAUGUGACUAUCAACGGUGACUACCGGACUUAA